AUGCCACCAAAUCUUACAACCACUCUGAAAUGCCUAAAACCAAUCAUUGGCCUCACCUGUAUAUUCCAAAUCAAGUUGAAAGACUACAAUUUUACUGGAACUCCCCAGACUUUCCUUGUUUCCCGUAUUGUUUCGGAUGCUGGUGACUUGGAGAACCUUGAUCCUUCGGAAGCAGAUGCCACACUUGCUGCAGCGGAAGCUGGUGGGAAGGAUGAAUGCCACCAAAUCCUUACAACCACUUUGAAGUGUCUAAAACCAAUCAUUGGCCUCACAUGUAUAUUCCAAAUCAAGUUGAAAGACUACUAUUUUACUGCAACUCCCCAGACUUUCCUUGUUUCCCGUAUUGUUUCGGAUGUUGCUGACUUGGAGAACCUUGAUCCUUCGGAAGCAGAUGCCACACUUGCUGCAGCGGAAGUUGUUGUCGCCUCUUCACUAAGCCGCUUACACUUCGUCUUGGGUAAUGUUGAAACAGUAGUAGUAACAGCAGAAUGCUGCGAGCAUAAAAAUUCCGAUUCAGUGUCAUUCUCUGAAUCACAACCUUGCGCUGUUGCGGUGACAAGAGCGGAAUGA
Messenger RNA from Microthlaspi erraticum, 570 nucleotides. The record is from the annotation of a GenBank genome assembly. Lineage: Eukaryota; Viridiplantae; Streptophyta; Magnoliopsida; Brassicales; Brassicaceae.